This is a messenger RNA of Cavia porcellus (domestic guinea pig), 3055 nucleotides long. RefSeq names its product calmodulin like 4 (gene Calml4). The transcript is spliced from 6 exons. The record is from RefSeq and is a predicted model, not a curated record. Lineage: Eukaryota; Metazoa; Chordata; Mammalia; Rodentia; Caviidae. Gene Ontology annotation, cellular component: myosin II complex. The coding region runs from base 2338 to 2784 and encodes 148 amino acids. Gene Ontology annotation, molecular function: calcium ion binding.
UUUAGUUGUUCUCUUGGGGCCUUACCACCUGCUGCCAGAGACUACACAAAAGACAACAGACAGUAGACAGCCGAUCUCUGCAUCCCCUCCCUGCCAAAACCAUCCUUUGCUUCCUUCACUGCUGCCCAGGAUGUUCUCUAAAGAUUUUUAUUUCUUGUUUUGUAGCACCAGGCCUCAAAUUCACGUUUCAUACAUGCCAGGCAAACUAAGCUGUAUCCCAGCCUCUGACCUGCUUAGCACAUAAACUACAUGUGGGGAGAACCUGCUUGGGUGGGGCUGGAGCCUUUGAUAAGACUGAAAAAAAAAUGAGUAAGAACUUAGGCAGAAAGUGGGUAUUCAGAACACAAAAGAAAUAGCAAAGUGUCAGAGCCCUGGAGACCCUGGAUGCCUCUUUGCCAGCAAAGCCCUCUUGGCAGUUGGCUGUGAAUGUCUCCUAGGAAGGGGUCUUCAUUGUAGCCUGGCUUUAUUGGCCUAGAAAACCACAUGUCAGUGGCUGUCAGAGAGAUGUUACCAGGAUGGCAGAGGAAAAUGCUUCUGUUCUGGGACACACCGGACAGGAGAAGCAGAGGCCAGCAGGCUGAGGCCACCUUUUUGCCCUUCACCCAGCAGUGUACCCGAAGGUGCUGAGGCUACCUUGGGGGACGUUGAGGGGUCUGCUGUUUCCUGAUUGUGUGAGGAGCCAAAGCGUGUGGGUAGAGCUGAGCUCAGGAACAGCACAAAAUGGGCAGGAGGGGGAGGUCGCGCAUGGGGCACGAGGCUAAGAGCAGGAGCCCAGAGCCCUUCCAGCAAAGCCUUGGGAACCUCUUUCAGUGGUCUGGGCUGAAGACAGUAAGGGAGGCGCACUCUCCUGGGAACUCUUCCCAUGGGGGUAGGGCUUACAGGUCCAAGGGAAUCCAGGCUGUGCCCAGGGAAGAGCCCGAAACCCCGGCAGUGGAACCACGUGCCUGCAGCGUGCUUCUGCAUGGAGGUGCAGCACUUGGCCCUGGUGGACUCUUGGGUGACGUGGUCACCACCCCACACAGGUGUUUUCUAUUGGUGAUGGUGGGCAUAGAGUCACCUAAACUUGAGGUGUCUUCCCUUCCCUGAGCCCUUCCCAGAGGCAAGGCAAUUUGGAUAAACACUCUGGGCUCCCAUACCAUGGCUCUGUGCUGGCCCUUCAAGGCCCUGCUGGUAUCCCUAGUGUGCCCCUCCCCAUCUUGCUGUGCCAUGGAGGGUCCUCCUGCCUCAGCCUUAGGGGGAAUCAAAACCUGCAAAAGAAGGAGGAUCCUAGUCUAGAACCAGGUGUGAAGAAGGAGGCAAUUUGGGGGAUAUGGAGGAAGUCAGAUCGGAAGGGAGAGAAGACCAGGACAGGUCCCUUGCAGCCCCUCCCAGCAUGGUGUCUGUUCCCUUGUCUGGGUGCAACCUGAGCAACUGAACAUGACAGCCACCAGCCAUGGGUGAGGGACAGGACAGGACAAGGCUGGGAAACCUGUGGUAUGUGUACCCAGCAUGUGCCUCCUAGCCCCUGGCCUUUGUAGGGGAGGAGAGAGCACUUGUGGCUGAGGAAGCUGGGAGUCAGCAGUGUGGGCAGAAGGGGAAGGAAGAAUGGGGGAGCCUGCAGGACCUGGGGAUAGCACAGAGCCUCUGGCUGUGGGGCUGGACAAACAGCCCUGGGAUCCACAGAACAACACACAGGCCAAGAACCGGCUGCGUGUGGAUUUAAUAGUCUCCUGACAGCCCUGUAAGGUGGCCUGCUGAGGAAACUAGGCACUAGGAGGUGCAGUGGCUUCAAUCAGGAAGGGCAGGGUUUGAGCCCAGCCUGAGAGCCCCGCGUCCUGUGUCCCGCUGUGGGACAUGUCCCCCAUGCUGUUAGCAAGGCCUCUUGGAGCCAGGCCACCUAGGCAGUGUCCCUUCCUCAAGAUGGGCUGAUGGGGCCAUGCAAUGUCUGACUGCACCAAGAAGAUCGUCGAGAAAAGCUCCCGAGGCAGGCCCAUACUGAAUCUAGAUCUGGGCUCCUUUUAUAUACCCCACUGCCCUUUGGUCAGAGUCUGGGGCUCCCAGGAAGGGACACAGGCAUUAGUCCAGUCACUAUGGAGGAUCAGCCCCACAGGAAGGGACCCUGAGAUCUGAAGAGGCCUCCUGCGGCCCUGUUUCCUCCUAAUCAAGCUGGCCAAGCCAGCAGGGCCUCAGCUGUGCAUGGGAGCUGGAAUUUGACCCCUGUGGUUGUGGCCUGGUCUCCAUGGCAGCCCGGGGUUUAUUACCCAGUCUCCACCCAGCUCAGCAGACGGACUUUCGACUUGAAGCCAGAGGAGAGGAAACUGAGAAUGUAGUUCUGAGAAGAGCUGCCGGAGCCCCAAGAUGGCCAAGUAUCUUUCCCAGGACCAAAUUAAUGAGUACAAGGAAUGCUUCUCUUUAUAUGACAAGCAGCAGAGGGGCAAGAUAAAAACCACUGACCUCCUGGUGGCUAUGAGGUGCCUGGGGGCCAGCCCAACACUAGGGGAAGUGGAGCAGCACCUGCAGACCCACAGGAUAGAUAGAAAUGGAGAAUUAGAUUUCUCCACCUUCCUGACCAUUAUGCACACACAAAUAAAACAAGAGGACCCAAAGAAAGAAAUUCUGCUGGCCAUGUUGAUGGCAGAUAAAGAGAAGAAAGGUUACAUCAUGGCAUCUGAGUUGCAGUCAAAACUCAUGAAUCUGGGGGAGAAGCUCACCCAGAAGGAAGGCUCGGAGGACACUGCUCUCUCUGCACCAGCAGGGGAAGCAUCGACAGCAGGUGGAGGAGCUUUUCAAAGCAGGAGGUAUUGAGCCACGUGGCCAAGUGAAGUACGACGAGUUCAUCCAGAAGAUCACCCUGCCUGUGCAAGACUACUGAACAUGCAGUGUGCAAAGGCAUCUCCCUGGGCCUGAAAGCCUAGACUCAUUAUUAAUGUUUUAAAAGGGCAGUAUUCUUUUUCACUCUAGGGAGAUGACAAACUACAACGAGAUAUUAGGCUCCCAUAGCCAGGGAUAACUCACAAUCAAUGAUUUCUGUCAUGGUAUUAGCAUGUUUUUAAUAAAAGAUUUGCACGGAUCUUCA